AUGACCCUGCGCUCGUCCGAUUUACUGCUGCCCGGUGCCGGAUUUGCACCAGCUGAGCAUCAUCCCAUGUCAUCGGCAGCCUCCGUCGCGGCCUUGAGUGCGGUUAGUACCAAGACAGCCGUGACAAUCAACGUUCACAAUGCCGGCGACACGAGCGGCUAUGUCGCUUACGGAGUUGAGCGCGUUCGGGCUUGGAAGGACUCUGUGCAGGCAGGCCCCUACCAGAAGGUGAAGGUUCACCCACACGGGUUCGCAGAAAUGAAGGCCCGCCUGGUGCAGCAGGAGUUAUGUCGCCAUCUCGGAGGCUUGAAUAGCCCCAGAGUGUCCCUGAGCCCUAGCACAACCAUUCCUGAGUCGCCUGUGCCCUCGUCAGAAUUUGAGGAUGCAGUUCCGGAGCAGGAGCUUCACAGAGGGUCUGGUGUUUCUGUGGAACGCCGCCGGUGUAGAGGCCGCCCGGUGAUCUUCAAGAAGUAUUUCCAGAGCACGAUGCCCACACACCACUCCCUCCAGGAACAGGUGGCUUAUGAGCUGAGCUUAUACUACAAGGAUCUAAAGGGUCUCAGCAACGUGGUUCAGAUUGAGACUCAUUUCUAUGACCCAUUCCACAAUCUGACGUUGGUGUUUCCCGAUCUUGGGAGCAACCAGUAUCCUCGGGACAGAUCUGGUAUAACCAGCUACAUGAGACAGAUGCUGUUGGCACUGGAUGGUUUGUGGAAGCGAGAAAUUGUCCACUGCAACAUCAAAGGUGGCCCCAAGCCGAAUGCCAUCUUUGAUUCUGGUGGCAAACUGACACUGAUCGACUUUGAAUCGGCGGUCAGGCGUCAUGAGCUCAUUGACCAAGGACAGAAUCCCGCUCCGUUCAGUAGUCACUUGAGUCAGACGCUCUGCUACCGAGGAAAUCCCCAUUAUGUAGCCCCGGAAGUGAUGGUUUCACAGCAAGGACACAACCCGUACGGCAGAACAAGGUUCGGACGUCGCAGGGAUACUUUCAGUGCAGGUGUUGUCUUUGCCGAGCUGGUAUUGAAUGUGCACCACAUGUUCAGAUAUUCUACUGGCUUUGUCUCGGACGAAGAUAUCAUUGAGGCCCACGAAGUGCUGAGGGGACGGCUGUCCAUACAGAGUCCAGCUACUGUCUUGGGUUGCUACGGCAGCUUCUUGUUGGAUCACUCCGAGUUUAAUCAUUUGGCAUCUGACCUAAUUGUGAAGAUGCUCAACUGUUGUCGGGUUUCUCGACCAACACCAGCGAGCCUUCUUCAGCAUUCGCUUUUUCAACUAUGA
Messenger RNA from Symbiodinium necroappetens, 1278 nucleotides. NCBI's taxonomy places the organism in Eukaryota, Dinophyceae, Suessiales, Symbiodiniaceae. The record is from the annotation of a GenBank genome assembly.